Thlaspi arvense is the source of this 1485-nucleotide messenger RNA. The record is from the annotation of a GenBank genome assembly. Lineage: Eukaryota; Viridiplantae; Streptophyta; Magnoliopsida; Brassicales; Brassicaceae.
CUCAUUUAUGAAAACUUCAAAAAUUAUUAUUCCUUCACUAUUUGUAAUACAGAAGCUGCAGAUUUGCUGCACAAUUUGUCCAUUGAUCCAGAGACCAUGGCUCAAGUCCCUGAUGCUGGGAAUAAGGAUGUGUAUGGCGGAAACAGUAAUGGGUUCUCUGUACAAGUUUCUUUGUCAGGAGAAGCAACCAAGAGUGUCAAACCUAAUCUUGUAGCUAAUGGUAGAGCUGUAACUGUCAAUAAAGGGUUGAACCAGAAGAAACUUGGUUACCAGAACUCUACUGCUUAUAAUCAAAAGGGUUCAUAUGGAAGAGGUACUUACCCUACUGGCUAUUAUCCUCAAGCGUAUCAGUACCCGAGAUACGGUUACGAGAUGAGCUAUGCGUCUGGAAAGACCAACAGUCUUCACUAUCCGUACAUGAGCACACAUCAGGGACGAUCAGGCGCUAUGGGUCAGUACAUUGACAGCAUAUACUCAAUCUAUGGACCUUACAUGAGUGGCCUAGGAGCCUAUGGAUAUGAUUCUUAUGGUUAUGGAACUUAUAAGCAAACUCAGAACUGGUAUGCGUUCAACAACGGAUACAAGACAAGGAACUACGGUUUUAAUGGGUAUGGCAAAGAGAAUGUUGAGGGGUUGAACGAGUUGAAUAGAGGGCCAAGAGCAAAGGGUUUCAAGAUUGGCCAAGAAGUUUCUCAGCCAGAAACACUCAAAGAGCAGAAGGUGCUGGAAACUGAGAAGGUUCCGGAUUCAAAGGACUACAACAAGGAAGAGUUUCCCGAAACCUACUCCCAUGCGAAACUCUUUGUGAUCAAAUCUUACAGUGAAGACGAUGUUCACAAAAGCAUCAAAUACAAUGUGUGGUCAAGCACCCCCAAUGGAAACAAGAAGCUGAAUGCUGCUUAUAACGAGGCUAUAGAGAAGUCAGAUGUGUCUUGCCCUGUUUUUCUACUCUUCUCUGUAAAUACUAGUGGACAAUUUGUUGGUUUAGCUGAGAUGGUAGGACCAGUUGAUUUCAACCAGACUGUGGAAUAUUGGCAGCAAGACAAGUGGAUUGGUUGUUUCCCUGUUAAGUGGCACAUCGUGAAAGAUAUCCCAAAUAGUUCCUUGAGGCACAUAACUUUGGAGAACAAUGAGAACAAGCCAGUUACAAACAGCCGAGACACACAAGAGGUCAACCUAGAGCAAGGCAUCAAAGUCAUCAAGAUUUUCAAGGAACAUGUGAGCAAGACAUGCAUACUCGAUGACUUUGUGUUCUAUGAGAGCCGUGAAAAGAUAAUCCAAGAGGGAAAAAAGAAGCACCAGCAAUAUAAGAAACAGCAAGCUUUGGCUGCUAAUGACAAAAAGGUUACACCAAAAGAUGAGCCUGAGGAAGCCAAAGAGACUGCUACUACUAUGACAACUUCAUCACCAGAAGUUGCUAGCGAAGUUAUUGAAGAGAUAUCACAAAACGGUGCUGGUGAAGCUGUUAGUGCUUACCUUUGGUGA